Messenger RNA from Aspergillus ibericus CBS 121593, 1818 nucleotides. RefSeq lists its product as uncharacterized. Bases 1 to 1818 code for a protein of 605 amino acids. NCBI's taxonomy places the organism in Eukaryota, Fungi, Ascomycota, Eurotiomycetes, Eurotiales, Aspergillaceae. The record is from RefSeq and is a predicted model, not a curated record. The transcript has 5 exons.
AUGGAAAGCCGGGUUUGCAGUCAACUGGCGGUUCUGGCGCCAGGGGAGGAUCUACCGGUUCUUCCCAACUACGAGGGGAUCCCCAAACUGGUGGCAUCAGCCCCCCUGGCCGUCUACUGUUUGGGGCAGCUAAAGUUGGUCGCCUUUUCCGACCCCGGGCUUCGCAUUUCGCUCUCCGAACCCAAGCAUGGCUUCCAGUAUCUUCGCUACCCCAGUCUCUCCAGCGCCAUUAUCCAGAUCGUGGACGAAGCCGCGGAUGCCUUUCGCCGCGCCAACCGCAACAUGACCUCUAUCAAAAUGCAGGACAAUAAGAUGUUUGGAGGAUACGGAUGCGUACGGGAUAUCGUGCUUUGUCUCCAAAGCCGGGAACCGUCCUUGAAGAAGUUGCAGGCGGCCCUCACGAGCUUCACGAAAUGCAUGGAAAGGUGCAGCGCCCUGGCGGACGACAUCGAAAAAGCCUUCGAGAACUUGGAGGGCUGUAUCAAGGAGUUGAAGUUGGCCAUGGGGGAUGGACAACAUCACUCCGAGCGUGACAGGAGCUACGCCGAAGCGGGGGUCAAGCGGGCACAAGAGGAUCAGGAGUACCACCAACAGAGGUACCGAGACCUGGAACAGCAGAUGCGAAGCAGAGAACGGGAGCACCAGGAGGCAAAGGCUCUCUUUACUCGGACAGUGAAGCGCUCGGAAUGGUCGGCCGUACCCAUCGGCAUUGCGGCGACUGCAGAUGAUGCCCUGCAAGCGAUUAUCACGACCGCCCAGGCGGCUGCAAAGGGCGCCAUUAGCUUUGUGACCCGGACCGGUGAAAAGACUCGCGAAACGGUGACGUUUCAGGCGCCUCGUCCGCAGGAUUGGACGGGGAGAGACACGACUUGCCACGGGGCCGGCCAUGAUGCUCAAAGCAGGGCGGCCACACCGGAUCGUCCGGAGACGCCCAACAGUAGAUGGAAGGACACAAGCCAUCCUAUGGGGCCGACCAGCGAGGUCCAUCCGGUUGGAGAUCUGGAAAGAUCGAAACCAACAGGGGUGAAGGGGGUCUCCGGAACGCACGGGUCCGCGACCCGGGCUGGGAAAAGAUCGCAGCGCCGGUCAGGGAUCUCAGGAGUCCUCCAGGCGCGCCAUGAGAAGCUCGAAAUCACCCGGGCCAACAUGCAGGAGACGCUCCGGAAUGUCAACCAGACCGCCGAUCAGCAGCAUCAGCAGCAGCUUCAAAUCCUGGAGCUCCGCCGGAAGAUCCAAGAGCUGGAUCGGCAGCAAGCCACUUUGAAGCAGACCAAGCAGGUACUCGGCCUCUCGAUUGAGGUCAUUGGGGACAUGCACACCCGCAUCGCAUGCAUGGCCAAGUUCUUCCAAACGGUGGCCCUGUUUAUUGAGGAGCAGCUGAUACCGAGGGCCGAUUAUCUCCAGGACCAUGUCGGUGAGGAGGCUGCGCAGAGCUUCCCCGCCGUGCUGAGGGAUCGGAAAUUCCGGGAGGACCUCAUGGUGUUGGAUCAAUGCUCCAACAAGGUGGUAUCGUCGACGAUCCUGUACCAGGAGAUCUCCACGCGACACCUGUAUCCGGCCCUGGACCUCGUCGCCCGGCUGCCCAUCAGCGCCUCGGAGGAACGCCAGCGCGAGGCCGAAACAGAACUGAAGGACUCGACGGAGAAUAGCGUCCGAGCCAUCUUGGAGCUGGCGGAAGGGCUUUACGAGAAACACAAGCAGCGUGCCGCGCAACGACUGAGCGGGCUCAAGAAGGAGCUGGCACUCGCGGAGAAGGCCAUUGAGAAUGUGGAUAUUGAGUCCAUCCAUGAGUAUGACCCCAAUAGCCAGUCUCCGUAG